This is a messenger RNA of Helianthus annuus (common sunflower), 3933 nucleotides long. RefSeq lists its product as uncharacterized. Lineage: Eukaryota; Viridiplantae; Streptophyta; Magnoliopsida; Asterales; Asteraceae. The record is from RefSeq and is a predicted model, not a curated record. The coding region runs from base 2112 to 3026 and encodes 304 amino acids. The transcript is spliced from 18 exons.
CGGUAUCACAUUAGAGAGAGAGAGAGAGAGAGAGAGAUGAAAGCAAAGAGAGAAAGGCCGGGUCGCCAGGGACAUGCGACGGAACCACGGCGGCGCGCCAUCUCCGGCGUCGUCACUACACCAUAACCCACCUCUUAUAUGAAGUUGUUGAAUAAAUAGCCACUGAUCAGCCAAUCUCCGAUCGUCAUCAAGUCGAUUUUCAUGGCGUUUGUGUAUAUAUCUUUCUAAUUACAACAUCACUCACACAAUUUGAUAGUUGGUGUUGCUCAAAUUCUUGCAAUUUUGCAGCUAGAAAGCGGGAAGUGCACCAAGGCAACAAGGUCUAAAAGGGCGCAAAAGCACACACUUUUUGUCGGGUAGAGGUUCUGUGUCGGUACAAAUUGUUCCAACCAGUAGCAACUGAUCCAUACCAGCAGACUUUGAAGAAUACAUUUGGAUUUUUGUGGAAAGAGUUGUUCUUCUUGGAGCACCGGUUGCUAUAAAAGACGAAAAAAGGUAGCUGUUAGGAAGGCUGUUUCAGAAGAUUGAUCAACGCUUAUUGCACAACCGAUUGAACGGUUUGAAUGGCCUUUCGAGCCAGAUGCUGAUGGAAGCGGUACUCCCGUCCUUAAAAGAUUUAAAACCAAAACAACCACCCAGUGAUCAACCACCAGCUGCAAACAUGUUCUUUUCCCAGAUAGAGGAUCUCAUGUUUUGAGAUGUCCAUGAGGUGUUGUACCGAUGAACUACGUGUUCGAGCAGAAGAACUCUUUAGAACAGCAACGAGAGAUGUGAAGCACUACGUAGAGUUCUGGAAACAGGUUCCACCCACGGAACCUUAUCGUGUAAUUCUUGGUGAUGUAAGGGAUAAGUUAUAUAAGACACGUGAACGUGCUCGCCAUUUGUUAGCGCAUGAUAUAUCGGACGUUCCAGAAGAGACAAACUAGACCUUUUUAUACCAAUGUUGAACAGGAGUUCGGGAAAAGCAUUCAGCUGGAGAUGUAAGGGGGAUUCAUGGAAUUACUUAAAGAAAAGCUUCCGAGUUAGAUAUAUGGGCCAAAUCUGUUAAUACGCAUGGCGCAUGACCCGGAUAGCUUUUGGUUAGUCAUAUGACACAUGCGUUUUAUGAACCUGAUGUCUUUUUAUAGUAUGGGUUGUAAGAAUUUAUGGUAAAGGUUUUAUGAAUUAAUAACAUACUUAUUUGUUGAUUUUUUUUUGUUUUACCAGUUUGACAAAUUAUAUAUAUGAUAACCUGAAUCAAACCACUCGAAGGAAAGUGAGUCGAAAGUGCCACAUCUACCCCUCUUUCUAACAAAGUUUGUAGAGUGAUUCGGAUUAGCGCGCCGCAACGCGCGCAUGGUUGAAAUCUAGUUGACUAUAGUUUUGAAUAACCAUGAUAAAAAAUACACAAAAUUGGAGAAUAAACAGGCACCGCAAAUUUAGAUAUAUGUCCUCAGCGGCUCAACUUAUAAAACUUAUUAUUUUCUUUUCAUUUAUCGAAGCAGAUAGAUAGAAUUUAAAGAACGUAAAAACAAUUUCUGCCACAGAUCGUCUGCCGCAGCUAAUUAUAUUAUACUUGGAAUUAUAACUCAUAACCCAUCUGUACUUUUUAUAAAAGGAGAAAUUCAAGUGAUAUAAGAAAAGCUGAUGUGUCAGCAGGAGAGGGUGUCCAACAAGGCUUUUCUUAUCUCAUUAUUACAUCAUAAAGUCUAAUAUUAAAAAACUUUAAAAUUCAAAGUUGGCCCACAUCAAACCACUGCCUUGUGUAUUUUCAAAUUUUCAAGGUCUGACCCACAUUCUAAUUCUAAAGGGCAACCACUGCCCAUCUACGAGAAAGUAGCAGCUGGUUACUUUGGCAAAUGUAUACUUAGCAGCAGCAGGUGUUGUUAUCUUCCGUAAUACUUUUAGAUCAGCAGAUGUUUAAUGCUAAUUACCGGGAAAUUCAAAUUUAAAUAUGCAUGGGAAUAAGUAAUUAGCAAUUAAUGCAUGUCACUCAGAUUCAAACUCCUAUCAAUCAUCUUUCUUAUAUAAGGCUUUUCUUCUCAUUUCCCUCUUCAUAUUUCAUCACGCUUUCAUCUUCUCUGAUUUUGAUAUUUGAAAUUUAAUCACAACCCGAAUUCCGAAUUAGAAGCAUGUCAAUAUCAGUUGACAGUAAUAAUCUUAGUUUUGUUAACGAUUUGAAUCCUGCUAAGGAUAUGUGGAACAUGAAGGCGAGAAUUAUACGAAAAUGGAAUCAGGGUUACAAAAUGGAGAUCAUCUUCAUUGAUGAGAAGGGUGCUAAGAUUCAAGGAGGUAUUAAGAGUCAUCUGAUACCUGUUUUUGAUGGGCAGCUGCAAGAAGAUGCUGUUGUGAUUCUUUCGAAGUUUGGUGUUGGUGAGAAUAAAGAUUUAUAUAAAGUAGUAGUGCAUCCUUAUAAAAUCAACUUUUAUAGAUGCACAAUUGUUACUCGUGUGAGAGAUUGGCAAGGUGUUGUAUAUGGUUUCAAUUUCAGAGCUUAUGAAGAUAUUCUUCAAGGAGAGGCGUUAAACGCUUUGAGUGUUGAUGUUGCUGGAUCUGUGAUUUCUUGUGGAGAUCUUGAAAGCUUUGAUCGACCUCCAAAGGAGACUAAGAAGAUGAAUUUCGAUAUUGAAGAUUUGGAUGGUAAGGUUUUGUGGUGUACUAUGUGGAAUGAUUAUGCUCUGCAGAUUAAGGACUUCAUUUCUAAAGUCCCACCUCAUGAGCAUGUGAUGGCUGUUAUACAGCAUGGAAAGUGUAAGGAAUGGAAAGGUGAAUAUACUGUUCAAAGUGACAAGUUUGCAACACGAAUUUUUCUGAAUCAAGAAAUUGAUGAAGUUGAUGAGCUAAGGAGGAGGCAUAUAUUGAAGUUUGGACAAGGGAGUAGUUCUACUUCUCAGACGAUACUAUCGUCUCAGAGUAUUUUUCCAUUACAUAAAGAAUUUGUAACUGAAGGUGUGAAGAAACAUGUUGAUGAGAUUAGCGAGAUAGAAGAGGAAAUGUCUUGUGUUGUGGUUGCGACAAUUAAGAUUGUGCAAGAAGAGUAUGGUUAGUUUUAUGUUUCCUGUCGUAAGUGUUUCAAGAAGGUGAUGGGUAAAAGUGAAUACUUGCAGAAUGUUGAGAAUGUUUCAGAUGAUAUUCUUCGAUUGCCUGCGACUUCUUUGGUUUGUAUCAGAUGUCAUACUGAAUGUACAUCGAUCACCACAAAGUGCAAGUGCUGGUGCAGGAUGAGAGUGGUAGUAUUUCUUUUGUUAUGUUUGAUAGAGAUGUUCAGAAGCUUCUUGGAUUAGCGGCGAGUGACAUAAGAGCGACACAGGUUAAGGCCAAUGAUACUGGAUUCCCUCAUGAGACAUUUCGAUUGAUUGAUAAGAAGGGUGCUUUUAAGAUUGAUAUUUCAGAGUUCAAUCUUAAAAAUGACUAUCGUGUUUAUACUGUGCAAAAAACAACUGAGGAUCCAGUAAUAAUUGCUGAGUUGGUUGGUGGAGAUGGUAAUGGUGAUGAAAAUACUGAUGAGGUUACUCAAGAGGUAGCUGACGUUAAAGACGUUAACCUUUCAGACUCUUCUCAGAUGUCUGCUGAACGAACUUCAAGGUUGUUUUGUGAUCUGUUGGAAGGAUGUUGUCUCUGUUACGGCAGACUCUUCAGUCGUUGAAGUUGAAAAGGAUUCUGGAUCAAGUCUGAAUGGAAAGCGGAUGGCUCAAGAUACUGAUGUUGCCAACGUUGGUGAGCUAUCCACUAAUGUGAGAAGAACCCGGAAGAAGCUGACUAAGGUUAACUAUUAGAUGCUUAUGAAAAAACAAUUGUUAUGAGAGAUAAGUAGAAACCACUUAUUUUUUAAGAAUCCUUGUGGUUUUUAUUUAUGUUUGUUAACUGUUGUUUUAACAAACUGUGGUUAAAAGUUUUGUUUGUAAUGGCUACAAUGAUGAAUAUGUUAUGUAAUGUCUAUUGGUUGAAUAUCAA